Messenger RNA from Zootoca vivipara (common lizard), 1329 nucleotides. RefSeq lists its product as uncharacterized. Gene Ontology annotation, molecular function: signaling receptor activity. NCBI's taxonomy places the organism in Eukaryota, Metazoa, Chordata, Lepidosauria, Squamata, Lacertidae. Gene Ontology annotation, cellular component: cell surface. The record is from RefSeq and is a predicted model, not a curated record.
AUGUUCAGCUACAAGAUGGAGGGACUCCCAGGUCUUCUGCUAAGGCUGAUGCUGACAGGUCUUCUGGUGUCUGCCAAUACUUUCUCACCUUCAACACAUGGAAUUCCAGUCUACAAAAAGCCUAGCAAGCCAGGAAGACUGGAAGAGGAGAUGAAGGUGCAAGGAGAGUCCCUCACCAUAAAGGGCUUCUGUUCACAGCAAAAGAAAAUUUGGUGCAAAGGAGAUCUGCUGAAGGAAUGUAACCCUACAGAGUCUCCUAGCCUCUCAGGUCCAGGGUGGAAAUAUCUGACUACUGAGCCAAACCAGAGGGUUGUACUACAGGAUCUGAAAAACGGCUGUUUUUCUUUUUUCAUGUCAGCUCUCCAAGUAGAAGAUUCAGGGAUAUACUUGUUUGGGGUUCUUGAUGGCCUGAACAUCACCCCUUUAAGAAAAAUCAAAGUCAUUGUUCGAAAAGGCCUUCUUGCACCUACCAAUACUUCCUCACCUCCAACAUCCGAGGUUCUAUUCCUCAAAAGCCCUAGUAAGCCAGAAAAGAGACUAGAAGUGGUGAUGAAGGUGCAAGGAGAAUCCCUCAGCAUAGAGGGCUUCUGUUCACCGCAAUAUUUGCAACAAGAGGCAGUCUGGUGCAAAGGAGAUCUGCUGAAAGAAUGUAACCCUACAGAGCCUUCUAGCCUCUCAGGCCUAGGAUGGAAGUAUCUCACUUCUGAACCAAGCCAGAAAUUUGUGCUACAGGAUCUGGGAAAUGGCUGUGCUGCUUUUUUCACAUCAGCUCUCCAAGUAGAAGAUUCGGGAAUAUACUGGUUUGGGGUUCUUGAUGGCCUGAACAUCACCCCUUUAAGAAAAAUCAAAGUCAUUGUUCAAAAAGGGCAACAAAAUUAUGGGACUGCGACAGAAACCAGUGAAAAUGAACAAAGACUUUACCACAUUGUCUUAGUCCUGGUUUCCACUGCGGUUGGCAUAACAAUUAUUGCAGCCCUCAUAUUAGUUGUCACAAUGCUCAUCAAGAAGAAAACAAGAGCAGCAGAUGACCUGAAUUUUGGUGAUAACCCAAACUGUAGAAUAAUAACAUUCCAGAUACAUGAAAGCACUGCUACCGACAAUCCUUUGGACAAAGAAACAAACGCAGUAUACACCAUAUUGAAGAAGCCAAAGUCAAUGAUAGAGGAUGUGACAUAUGUCAACACGAAGUUCCCACUAAGGUCCAGUUCCAUCAAACAUCCCAGUGAGCUUUCAUCUCCAGGAGAGUGCUCUCCAGGUGUGAUCUCUUCAGGAUCUGUGAAGUAUGCAAAUAUCAUCUUUGCUUCUCAGGUUCAACAUAACAAGAACUAA